AUGUCGGAACAAAAACUUUGGGAAAAAAUCUUGCAAGAGUCCUCCCAAAGAGAUCAGCACCCUGAAGGCAACCUUAUAUUGGUCGGGAGAAGAGACUGCGGAGUAAAGCAUUUCAUAUCGGUUGUGCAAAAAGGUCCAGGCUCGCUCGGUAAAAACUCAGUAUAUUCCCAACUUAUAGCUCCAGAUGAUCCUAUUCCUAUCACUUCCCCAAUUCACUAUUCUCAUAUAAAUGCAAAGAACAUUGAAGAUCCUCAAUCUCUUAAGAUAUCUCGAAUUAAUAUUUGAACAUUAGAUCAUCCCCAAUUAAAAGAUCUUCUUGAAUUUGCAUUAAAGCCAAAACAACUCAAUAAAGGUUUAAUAAAAAUUUUUUGAUUUUUUUUAGGUAAAAUUAAUUAUUUUUUAAAAAAAAUUAUUAACCUCAAUAAAACUAUAUUUGGCAUCGUUUUAGACUGAUCACAGCCAUGAACCUUCUUAGAAGACCUCCAUCAGUGAAUUGAAAUUUGGCAUGAAAAACUGGGAAAAGUUUUAAGCUCAUUGCCACUCGACGACCAAGACCAAAUGGUCCAGGGUGUUGAAAGAUAUAUGAAAGCUUAUAAAGACCCCUCUGAAGAAACAAAAGAAGAAAAAAUUGACGAAGCGGUACAAGAAAUACCACUUCCCGAAGGGGUAUUACAGGUAAAUUUAGGAGUUCCUAUUGUCAUUAUUUGUUGUAAAAGUGAUUUAAUAUGGUCUGUAGAUAAAAGCCGAGACCAAUGUGAGCGAAUUUUGGAUUUUACAUUAAAAUCAUUAAGGGAGUUUGCAGUAACGUAUGGAGCAUCCAUUAUUUAUACAUCCUCAAAAACAGGAAUCAAUGUGAACACUUUUUACAAUUACAUUGUGCAUAGGCUUUAUGGGUUUAGGUUUACCCAAAAAGCCCAGAUUAUUGACAGAGAAAGCAUUUUUAUACCUGCAGGGUGGGAUUCACCAAACUUGAUAAGGGAAAUGGACUAUCUAGGCAUAUUAGAGAAACAGUUUAAUGAUUUAUUGCCGAAACCGAGAUAUCGAGGGACGAAGAAAGAAGAAAUCCCUUUUGUAUCUGACCAAGAUUUUCUACUCCCCCAUGAGCAUUUUCAUAUUAAUUUUUUUUAACUUUAUUUUAUAAAAAUACUUGUAUUUAUAAGAUUUUUAAAAAAAUUCGUUAAAAUUAAUAGUAUUGUCAGCUUUUUAGGAAAAAUGAAAAAUCUCCUUUAAGGUUUAAGAUACCUAAUCAGACUUAGGCUAUAUAAGGUAGGUCUCCUAGACCAUAUUUUUUCUGGCCAGUGUUCUCUGUUGGGGUAUAGCGAUCUAUUAUGAUGCAUAAAUUUAUUUAUUAUUUAAAGUGUUAAAAAAAAUUCGAAACUAUUGCAAUCACAAUUAAAUUAUUUUUAAUAUUUAAGAAAUACAAAAAAUCAUAUGCAAUCUUUUACAGCCAAGAAGCACCCCUUUUCUGAGUAUAUUCUCAUAAAAAUAUUUGUUUCUGAACAUAUAAUUAUGUAUAAAUUCUUAUAAAAAAAACAUUUUUUCUUCUUAAUAGUGCCUAAAUCAAUAUAAGCUCUAUAUGGCGAGUUAGUGCAAGUCCAAGAAAGGCUUUCCAAGACAAGUAAUGAUAAAGCGAAGAAUGUAGUAGAUAUCUUAAGGCCUGCAGGCAUUUCUUUUAACACUUCUAGCGAUAGUAACCCCGCUCCUGAUAGUUCAAGUGAUACUCAAGGAAGGAAGAACGAGAAUCUAAAAAUGUUUUAUGAGAUGCUACUGAAAAAAGGAAAUAAAGAAGACUCUGAAGCCUAG
Blepharisma stoltei is the source of this 1803-nucleotide messenger RNA. The record is from the annotation of a GenBank genome assembly. Lineage: Eukaryota; Ciliophora; Heterotrichea; Heterotrichida; Blepharismidae.